This is a messenger RNA of Dracunculus medinensis (Guinea worm), 723 nucleotides long. The record is from the annotation of a GenBank genome assembly. Lineage: Eukaryota; Metazoa; Nematoda; Chromadorea; Rhabditida; Dracunculidae.
AUGUUCUUCGGCGUCCUUAUUUUGUUACCAAUUGUACAUGGACAAGGUGAUUUAAAUAAAACUGAAAUUGUUCGCGACGUUAAUUGUAAGUUGACUGGACAGAACUGUGGCCCCAAUAUGCACUUCACUACUAUCAAGCAAUAUUAUCAAUUUCGACCAGGUUUUUCGAUGAAAUUAUCGCUAAAAAAAGUUUGCAUACAGCAAUGCAAAUAUGCGAGUACUCAAGAAAUGAAAAUUGUUGAAAAAUUCACUACACAACUAACAACGAGAUCCCCACAAUGUUCGAAAAUUGGUCUAUGUGCAUUGAAUGAAAAAAUAGAAGACCCCAGAUGCAAAUUAACUGAUAAAAAAUGUGGUGAAAACAUGAAAUUCGUCACCGUUAACCGCAGUAAUCGUAUAAGGGCGGCUUUCGUUUAUUCCUUUAGACUUUGCAUUCAACAAUGCAAAUGCGUACCAAACGAAUACUUUGAAAAGGACGGCAAAUGUCUUAGGAAUUCAACUGAGAUUUUAAAUAUUAACCAGUUCGCCUAUUCAUAUGGUGACGAAGUAUUUGAUUUUUCUUGCCAGUUGGCCGGCAGCAAAUGUGGACUGAACAUGAUGUUUGUAAAGAUCGAUCCAUAUAAAUCACGUUUCGCCUAUCCGCAAUUUUUUUCCUCCGCUUUUUGUGUCGUACAAUGCAAAUGCAUUAAACCGUAUGAGGGAAAAGAUGGACGAUGCAUAUAA